Messenger RNA from Colletotrichum orchidophilum, 5421 nucleotides. RefSeq names its product DEAD/DEAH box helicase. Bases 1 to 5421 code for a protein of 1806 amino acids. Gene Ontology annotation, cellular component: cytoplasm. The record is from RefSeq and is a predicted model, not a curated record. Gene Ontology annotation, molecular function: ATP binding; nucleic acid binding. NCBI's taxonomy places the organism in Eukaryota, Fungi, Ascomycota, Sordariomycetes, Glomerellales, Glomerellaceae. The transcript is spliced from 6 exons.
AUGCCGGCAACAGAUAGCAGUAAUCCCAUGGCUUCUCUAUGGGAGUGGAAGAAGCAUCUGAGUCCCCUCAGAGUCGACAUCGUCGGUGACUUUGCUGGAAAAGAGCUGUUCGCUAUUCAUGGAGAAUCCUUGGUGGCUCAUUGUCUCGCCACUGCAAACGUCGACUAUGCCGUCGGUUUUCAGCUGCUCCAUGCAGUGCAUGCGAUCGAGGUCUUCCUAGCCAAACUCAAGGAGCGAGGAUGCUACUUCCAUAUCCUUUGGUUCAAUAGCCACCAAGACCUGACUACUCCGCCGGAUUCCCCCAAGAAACAAUCUUAUAAAUACCUCUUGACGCGUGCUGUCGCCAUCGAGCAUCUACGAUCUCCUGAGCUACGGCCUGGCACAGCCCCCGAUGAUAGCGGUAUCAAAUCUCCAAUGAGCUUUGUAUUCCCUUCCAUCACGAGCCCUGAAUUCUUGCAGUACACCAACCAUCACCGCUUUCACUUUGUCAUGAUGUCCCAUGGCAGCUCUUCAAACCCAGACACGACCAAGGAGGUUGAAUUCUUGAAGAUUAUGUACUUAUUCGCCCGACGCGGUUACAGCUUGGCUUUUAUCGACGACAUCGAGUUUCGGAGCUCCAAGGCAUAUACCCUCAUUACAACAAUCCCAACCUCGGCGACAUUGAUCUCUGUUACAGAGCCAACACCUGUACCGAAACCCGAUUCCGGUUGCAGACAGAUUUCCGACCGUCUCCAGUCCACGUCCAAGCCCCAUCAGUGGCGGUGUCUUCGGUACAGUGACGAAGUUGAGGCCCGAGAAGAGGUAGCGAUUAUUGCUUGCGCAACUUUCUUGUCGAAUAAGACCUCGUCUUCAAUCAAUGAGAGACAAGUGGCCGCCUUUCUUUCACAUAUUGCCCUGUUGAAGCAUAUAAAGCUCUCGCAGCGAUCUUUUUCGACGCCGCCGGAGCAGACAAACUCCUCGGAGAACGAUGAGUUCUUUGCGACUUUUGCCAAUGUAGCAAUUGAACUGAUCCAGAAGUGGCCUAAUGGGAAAAUGGGUCGCCAAAUUAGUUGGAGAGUCUGCGAUCUCAUUGACGGCCGACUUUACUGCCACGUCUUGGCAGGGCUCGAAUCCCUUCAAGUCCCCGCUGGCGAUGCUUAUGAUUAUGCAUUCGCUGUCAGGGACCUGUCCGGUGUCGACGUGUCUCCACACCUGCCGCUUUCCAUUGAACAGGACAAAGGCAGCGUGGGGAAAUGUAUCACUGAAUUUCAAACUUCGGACACCCAAUCUAUCCUUGCAUUCAGCCAUCCUAUAUUGGACAAGUAUCUGGAAGACGUCAAGUUGACGAGUCAAUCCAUGACAGAGGAUGAAAGUUCUGACUCCAAAAUCUUUCAAGAGCUCUCCCACUGGCACAAUUCGAAGAAGAGCCUCGACCCAAAGAAUGUUCCAAAGCGCCUGGGGUUCUUUGCAAGCAAAAGAAACCAGAAAUACAUGGCUGACACGAUUGCGUACUCUGCUAGCCUGACCAGUUCUACCGGAAAGAACAUCUAUCCUGAGCCAAUCGUUGUCAAAAAGGCAGAGUUGUCCGGCAAGGCCAAGAAGCAAGUGGCCUCAGUCGAAAAGCAAGGCCAGCAUAUCACGAGCGGUACAGAGAGGGCUAUCGAGACAUCAAGAAGGCUAAGAGAGGAGAAGACGCGAUCCAGAGCCCCGGUGAUCAUCAGAAAUUGGGAAGAGAAGUGCCGGGACUUUGACAAGGAUUCAACUGUCGGGAAGCGCUACCUCAGGGUCAAGAAAUAUUUGUCAAGUCUUUCUAUCGAAGACAAGAACGCUGUUGGUGGAGAGGUAAUGCUGUACAUGUGUAACAUGCUUGGUCUCCAGCUUAUUCGCCGACCCCUGAAAAAGGCUUUCAGCGAUUCAGAGUCAAGUAUUUUGGCGAUGAUCUGGGCCCAGGUUCGAGAGAUGAUGUCCUUGCCACUUACCGUUGAGACGAUAAACCAGCUACAGCACUUAAUGGCGGCCCUGAAGUUGCCACAAGAUGAACUCCAUGGCGAGAAUUUUGUGCCUGUCAGCCAUCGUCUUCCGUUUGUUUCAACAUACGAAGUAUCGACCAAACAUCUUCAGGUUCAGACGACAGGUCUGGAGUUCCAGCUUGCUCACUGCGGACCAUAUCUGGAGCGAAGCUUCGACUCAGCCCCCGACAGGCGUGUGUCUUUCAGUCCGGACGCGUGGCAGCGAAGAGUACUUGAUGCAAUCGAUGAUGAAAAGAGUCUUUUCGUCGUCGCCCCCACGUCCGCUGGAAAGACCUUCAUCUCAUUCUACGCCAUGAAGAAGGUUCUGCAGAACAACGACGAUGACGUCCUCGUCUACGUGGCUCCUACCAAAGCCCUCGUCAACCAGAUUGCAGCGGAAGUCCAGGCUAGGUUCUCCAAGUCGCAGCAUCAUGACGGCCAUUCGGUUUGGGCUAUUCAUACUCGAGACUACCGCGUCAACAACCCCACUGGCUGUCAAGUUCUGGUUACAGUUCCGCACAUACUCCAGAUUAUGCUCCUCGCACCUUCGAAUGCGCAAAAUGAGAGAUCCUGGGCUCGGAGGGUGAAGAGAAUCAUAUUUGACGAAGUACACUGCAUUGGCCAAGCCGAAGACGGAAUCAUAUGGGAGCAAUUAUUGCUUCUUGCCCCCUGUCCCAUCAUCGCCCUAUCUGCUACGGUGGGUAAUCCACUCGAGUUCAAAGAGUGGCUCGCAGGAACCCAGAAAGUCAAGGGCUUCGACCUUGAGAUGAUUGUUCACUCGGCUAGAUACUCCGAUUUGCGAAAGUUCUUGUACCAGCCACCCCCGAAGCUGGAAUUCGAAGGCCUGGAGCCAGUGGAACGCCUGCCAAUUCCUGGACUCGAUGCAGAAGCGGGAGAAUCCUCCCGUUUCGCCUUCGUGCAUCCAGUCGGAAGCAUCAUAAAUAAGAACCGCGAGACGCUCGAUGAUGCCAGCCUCGAGCCUCGCGACUGUCUUCGGCUUUGGCUGGCCAUGAAAGAAAGUCAAGAUGAGUCAUACCAGAUUGAUCCCAGCAUCAAACCUGAGCUUUCGUUGCCGCAGUUGGCGAAGAAGUCGGACAUCAUCAAGUGGGAGGCCUCUCUCAAAGCACAGCUCUGGCAAUGGAUGCAGGAUACCAAGUCACCGUCCCCCAAGGUAUUCGAGCGGCUCAAGACACAGAGACCUACUUCUGAGCCAAGCCUCGAGAAACCUGAAAUUGUGGCAGACGUUUACGGUGAAUCUUCCUUCUCACUACUAGUUGAUCUCCGUUCCAGAGGUGCUUUGCCAGCUAUUCUUUUCAAUUAUGACCGUGUGGGAUGCGAGCAGAUUAUUCUCAAAAUUGUUCACCUGUUGGAAGACGCUGAACAAAGAUAUCGGAACACAAGUUCAGAAUGGGCUAGGAAACUGGCCGCAUAUCACAAAUGGCAACACCAGAAUGAUAGCAAGGCUGUAAAGAAAAGAAUCAACGCUACGAGAGCAACAGGGGCUUCGAAUUCCAAGGAGGAGAGGCACAAUGCAAAGGAUUCUGGUGCAGCCCCAAAUCAAGCCGAUCUUGCACGCGAAGACGCAGGCCGAGAAAUCAGUCCUUGGGAGAGUUUCGACCCCGAGGCACCUCUUCCGCAGUACAAUUUCGCUGACACCACGAAGAUCACGAUUACGGAGUUGGAGGACCGCAUCAGGUCUCUCGAAAAUUUGGGCAUCAAGCCCCGCCUCAUUGACGCUCUUCGCCGGGGAUUGGGUGUCCAUCACGCUGGUAUGAACCGGCAGUACCGCCAAGUAGUGGAAAUGUUGUUCCGCAAGGGCUACUUGACCGCCGUCGUUGCAACCGGCACUCUCGCUCUUGGUCUGAACAUGCCUUGCAAAACCGUUGUUUUCGCAGGUGACUCGGCCUUCCUCACGGCUCUCAACUAUCGACAGGCAUCGGGGCGCGCUGGACGCCGUGGAUUCGACCUUCUUGGUAACGUGGUCUUCCACGGCAUCCCUCAUCAUCGUACCAUGGAGAUCAUCUCAUCACGAUUGCCAGAUCUCAGGGGGCAGUUUCCGAUAUCCGUCACUUUAGUUCUUCGACUCUUUGGUCUGCUGCACAGCACGAAGAACUCUCAGUAUGCCAUCAACGCAGUGGAGUCCCUGUUGAACCAGACUCGCCUGUUCCUCGGCGGGCCUGCCUCGCAGAUGGCGGUCAAGCAUCACUUGCGCUUUUCCAUCGAGUACCUCCGACGACAGCAACUUCUCUCUCAAACAGGAGCACCCCUCAAUUUCUCGGGCCUCGUCGGUCACUUAUACUUCACAGAGAAUGCUGUUUUUGCUCUUCACUCCCUACUAAAGGAAGGCUACCUGCACAAGCUUUGCGGGGGUAUUGACAACCCAUCGAAGCAGGAAGAGACCAUUCUCACUUUGUUGACAAUCCUGUGCCAUCUCUUUUGCCGCAUUCCAUGUACAAAGUACAAGGACCAUGAGUGGCUCGAUCGUGUCGUACUUCAAUCACCUUCGGUAGUCCUUCUGCCUAGCCUCCCAGCCGAGGCCGAAACUGUCCUCCGAGGUCACAACGAGGAGACCCUGGAGAUUUUCAAGACUUACGUACACACUUUUAUUGCGCAGAAUCUUCCGGACUCUCCAGAUGACAGGCUUCCAUUCAGCAAGCGCCGGGUGGGCGCUGCACAAGAGGCCUCGUUUGAUAUCUCGACAGCAAAAAUUCCGAUGCUCCCUCCUCCGACACUUCGUUCCCCAUUCGCUGCGCUCUCGGGUUUCACGGACGACUUCGCCACAAUCCACGAGCUCUGUGACACUGUUCGCGCUGGCGUCUUCCUCGACGAGACGGCCAUUCCAUACAUCCCCAUCUACCCGAAGGACACAAACAACGUGCCAUGGAAUGCAUACAUCUAUGACUUUUUCAAGCAUGGGGAUUUGAAUACUCUCGUACGGGACAACGGAAUCAAGGGUGGAGAUGUAUGGUUCCACCUCAAAGACUUCUCACUGAUCUUGGCCACCAUCGUGACAAGUCUGGAGAACCUCCUGGGACAAGUUGAUGCGGAUGACACGGACAUGAUCAAUGUACUGGACGUCGGUGAUGCUCUUGAAGAGGAAAGGAUCGUGGAUGAACCGGCUCCCUACAUGCCAGAAGACCAUGCCAUCUCAUUUACUACUUCGCACCCAAAGAACAAGGCCACCUCGAAGAAAACGAAGGCAAAGGUUGCUGACUCAUGGGAAGAUGAUUUGGACAGUUCCUCGGACCAUACAUAUACCCACAGCGCGGAUAGUAGUUCAUCAAGCGGGGCUGGUUAUGCCACCCAGUCGGAAGGAACGUCCUUUAGGUCAAACCGAGAAAUCGGGGAUGGUCAGGGUCUUGUGAAAGUUCAUAAGGCUUUCAAGCUCCUGCAGCAGGUGUUUGAAUUGAAGUUUAGAAAGGUGUGGGCUUGA